AUGGACAAACAAAGCUCUAGGAAGCCGAAACAGAGCGAUGUUCGAAAGCGGUCAAUUGCGCCACCGGUCAAGUUGGCCUGCCUCGCUUGUGAAGUAGACGCUCGCGAACACGCUGCGACGGCAAAGAAAUAUUGCCGGAGAAAGGGCCAAAAAUGUGCAUAUAUGCCCAGCAGACGCGGAGGUGCUCGAACGGGCAGCCGUUUCGCGCAGGAUGGCAUACAGAAGAACGGUCAGAAUAAACAGACUGAACCGUUUCCAAUCGAACAAUACAUUGAACCAGGAGCCGGGCUUCGCAACCUGGAAGAUAUUUGUCGGGAUAGCGACUUUAUCUUUGAUAGCAUCUUUCAGCAUGAUGAAGAUGCUCUUGUGUCCGAUUCUCAACCAUGUCGACCGGUGUCACCGGUGGUGCGGUCAUACCAGAGCAACCGUGACAUACUAGACGCAUACUAUAUCUACAUUCAUCCAUAUUUUCCAAUACUGCCUCCUCCAACGUCAGCACCAACUGACCGUCCCAUUGCCGUUUCCGAAGAUGAACAGAAUUUGAACGAUGCCGAUUACGAGCCUUCUUCGUCUCUCAGCCUCGGCAUUUUGACCAUAUUAUCGUUAAUUCCUCAUCCAGAUGACCCGAAUCCCUGUAGUGAGGACGCCGUUCUAUUCCGCAGAAAGUAUGCUGAGAGUUUGGCUCAGGCAGCCUUGGAAAGCGUCAACAUUGAAACUGAAGUGCCAGCCUCCUCGACGUCGCCUGCGCAGGUCCUUUCUGAAGGCUCAGAUGCGUACCUGUGUAUGCCUUUUCACCCGCAUGUUCCUGUCGAGCUGGAGAGCAUAAUCGCCCUCUCUAUCUUGAGCGUAUAUGAAUACGCACAACGAGGGAACAUCAAAAGAAUGCGUCAACGAGCGGGACAGGCCAUCAUGGCAGCUAUGGAUUUGUCUCUCCAUCGUGAACCAGAAACCGAGAAAGCCGACGAAUUCACGGAAGCAAGGCGCCGGGCUUGGUGGGUGACAGAACCAGCAAUAUCUAUGGACGACCCGAGAUUUACUACUCAAUAUCCUACUAUUCGCGCGGACUCGAAUGCAUGGUCCUUCUUUAUCGAUACCCAACGAGCGAUCGUUUCCGCAACAAUGGCUGUGGUCGAACUAAAUAAAGCUCUGAAAGCUGGAACUAGCGUGCAGUCUAAGUUGGAGCGCAACCUCGAGCUUGAUAAUGAGAUAAAGUUGCUAGCUUCCAAAGCCGACGCUUAUCUGCCGCCAUAUCCUGUAUCGAGCCUACUCGACCAGGGGGAGUCUGUAGUUGCGGAUAGUUUGAUAUUGAUAGGACGCAUCAAGGUGAACAGGUUAGUCACCACACGUUUCGUUCUUGAGGGAGAGGAAAUUUUCAUGACACCACCGUUCAGCGCGAGGAUCAAACUCCAUCGAUACAGUGCUUUCUUCGACCUCCCACUCUUCCCUCAGAAACACUGCGACCUGAUGCCAUCGCCUAGACAUGGGGAGGAUCCAGGACCAAAGAAAUCUCCGACGUGCUCAUGCCCCACAUCUACCGCCUCCACUCCACCUGUUGGUUCGUCCUGGGACGAUGUGCACUUGCCAAAUACGUCGUCACUGUCAUCGAGUGCCAGCUCAGGCGCCAAGGAUCUUCUCGGUCUUGGCAACCAGUUGUCGGUUAAGAUUUGUCUCAAAUCCGCGUUGAAUAUUGCUCAGUGCUUUGAACGACUCCCGUAUCCCAACCCUUUUGGCUCAUUUGAUGCAUCUAUCUCUCCAGCAUCCCGAACCUCGGCAUGGAAGAUGAUUCUGCCUCGCACCAUGCCAUCCUUUGCAUGCUGUGCAAUGCAAAGUAGCUACUCAAUGUUGAUGGUCCGUCACAAAGUGGAAAUUAUGCACCCGAAUAAUACUAUGGCCAAUCCUAUGGUCGAACAAUUGUACAACCAACUGCAAGAGGGUCUACAAUCUGUCGUUGGAGCUCUCGAGAACUAUUCCAUCGCGUUCGAAGCGCUUGCGGGUAUGAGAGGUAUGUAA
This is a messenger RNA of Penicillium canariense, 2010 nucleotides long. RefSeq names its product fungal specific transcription factor domain-containing protein. The record is from RefSeq and is a predicted model, not a curated record. Lineage: Eukaryota; Fungi; Ascomycota; Eurotiomycetes; Eurotiales; Aspergillaceae. Gene Ontology annotation, molecular function: zinc ion binding; DNA binding. The transcript is spliced from 7 exons. Gene Ontology annotation, biological process: DNA-templated transcription. The coding region runs from base 1 to 2010 and encodes 669 amino acids.